Molecule: messenger RNA, 2371 nt
Organism: Chiloscyllium plagiosum (whitespotted bambooshark)
Lineage: Eukaryota; Metazoa; Chordata; Chondrichthyes; Orectolobiformes; Hemiscylliidae
Gene: serpinh1b
Product: serpin peptidase inhibitor, clade H (heat shock protein 47), member 1b
Biological process (GO): collagen fibril organization; negative regulation of endopeptidase activity
Cellular component (GO): endoplasmic reticulum
Molecular function (GO): serine-type endopeptidase inhibitor activity
Source: RefSeq, a predicted model, not a curated record
AAUUGGGUGGGUUACUCUUCGGAGGGUCGGUGUGGACUUGUUUCCACACUGUAGGGAAUCUAAUCUAAAGAAAACUAAUCUGGAUACAGGAGGGUGGUCCCUGGGACCCUGCGGAAACCUCGGUGGGAGGUCUCAGAUUCCAGACUUGCCGGGUUCGAAGUUCAGCCUUUAAAUAAACCCUGCAAGGGAGCUCUGUUCAUCCGGCUUUCCAGAACUUUCUAGCAGACAGCCGCGUUUAGGGGGUCUUGGCCGAAGAACCAAAAGGACCAGAAAAUCUCAGGGAGUGAGGGAAAGCAGAAUGACAAAGGCAAAAGUUGACAUCACUUUGACAAAAUUUCAAGGAUUAGAGCGCCCCCUUCUGCUGGAACCAUGUGGGUGAGCAAGCUGCUGAUCGUGGUGCUCCUGGCUGUUGCAGUGGCUGAGGAGAAGCUGGGUGAACACACAGCCGCCCUAGCAGACAGCAGCAUCAAACUGGGCCUGAGCCUCUAUCACACUGUGGCCAAAGACAAGGGCGCUGAGAACAUCCUCCUCUCUCCCGUGGUGGUCGCUUCUUCACUCGGCCUAGUGUCCCUCGGUGCCAAGGAGCAGACCGCCAGCGAAGCAAAGGCAGUGCUUGACAUGGGUAAGGUGCAAGAUGACAAGCUGCACUUAGCGCUGUCCCAGCUACUCACUGAGGUCAGCAACUCCACCGCACGCAACGUGACCUGGAGGAUGGGCACCCGGCUGUACAGCCCGAGCUCGGUCACCUUCGCUGAGGACUUUGUGAAGAAGAGCAAAAAGCACUACAACUACGAGCCCUCCAAGAUCAACUUCCGGGACAAGAAGGGAGCCUUGAAGUCCAUCAACGAGUGGGCGGCAGAGACCACUGACGGCAAAGUCGCUGAGGCAACCAAAGACCUGUCGAAAACAGAUGGAGCUAUGAUCAUCAAUGCUAUGUUCUUCAAACCUCACUGGGAUGAGAAAUUCCACCAUAAGAUGGUGGACCAGCGCAGUUUCAUGGUGAGUCGGUCUCUUUCGGUUGCGAUCGACAUGAUGCAUCGUACAGGUCUUUAUAACUUUUAUAAGGAUGACACCAACCAGGUGAAUGUGCUGGAAAUGCCCCUGGCCCACCAGUUAUCCAGCAUGGUCUUCAUCAUGCCUCACAACGUGCAGCCUCUGGACAACCUGGAGAAACUGCUGACCAAGGAGCAGAUCAAAACCUGGCUGGGCAAGCUCCAGAAAAGGGCUGUGGCAAUCUCCUUGCCAAAAGUCAAGCUGGGGGUCAGCCACGAGCUGCAGAAACAUCUGGCCAGUAUCGGUCUGACCACCGCGGUUGACAAGACCAAAGCUGACUUGUCAAAGAUCUCUGGGAAGAAGGACCUGUACCUGGCCAAUGUUCUCCACGCUGCGGCUCUGGAAUGGAGUACCGAUGGAAACCCCUACGAUGCCUUCAUAUAUGGGCGGGAGGAGCUGAAGAACCCUGAGAUCUUCUAUGCCGAUCACCCUUUCUUCUUCCUGGUCAAGGACAAGAGGACAAACUCCAUUCUCUUCAUUGGGCGAUUGGUGAAGCCUGAGGGCAGCAAGAUGCAUGAUGAACUGUAGCCACUGCUCCACUACGAUGCUAAAGUCGCAGAUGAUAUAGCUGAUGCUCAAAUUGCAACAUGCCUUUAAGUUGUUCUUUUUUUCUACCCCCCCCCCCCCCCCCCAAAAAAAAGUCAACUAUUCCAUCUUGCAGAUUUGACAUCCUGUCUUUGGGUUAGAGUGUUAGUUGUUUUUGACAAUGACCAUCUCCAACCCCCCAUUCGGUGGGAUAUUGUCAGCUAGUUUACAGCCUGUUUGUCCCCAAAACCCCCCCUCUAAAUUUUGGGUGGACUUGAACCAAGAGAAUUUGAGGCUUAGAAGUCCACUCUGCCUCCAGUGAAAUUUGUAUUAUUGCUUCCACCUCAAUGUUUGUACUUUUAAUCAUUACCAGGAAUUGGAAAAGAUACUAUACAGAAGCAAAUCAAACUAAAAUCCUAAGCUGAUCUAGUUUCUGCCAGCAGAUAUGCCCCUCCCCCAGAAAGCCUGCUUCCACCCUCUCCGUCUCAUCCUGUCCCCAUUUUGGCCAAUUCCUGUCUCCCUCACUUGACCUUCGCUUUAAAUGUGUCACUGUAAUCUGCUUCAACCUUUCCAUCCACAUUCGAACCAUUCCCUGAGUAAGCAAGUUCCCCCUGAAUUCCCAAUGGGUUUAAGUUACUGUCUUUCUAUUGAUUUAGACAAAAUAAGUAGACCACGUCUAGUUAUUUUUUUGUUGUCCAUGGGAUGUGGACAGUGUUGCCUGGGUCAGCAUUUAUGCUUCAAGCUUAAUUGCCCCUUGUGAAGGUGGGGGUUAGCUGCCGCCUUGAACUACUGC